This is a messenger RNA of Pecten maximus, 1424 nucleotides long. RefSeq names its product deleted in malignant brain tumors 1 protein-like. The transcript has 11 exons. Bases 243 to 1370 code for a protein of 375 amino acids. The record is from RefSeq and is a predicted model, not a curated record. Lineage: Eukaryota; Metazoa; Mollusca; Bivalvia; Pectinida; Pectinidae.
CGCGGUGCUCGCUGAUGCAUCAUUGCUAAACAUACUAGUCUGGGACAUUUAGCUUAUUUUAAACCAUCAACGGUCGGAUGCGUUUGUUGUAUAUUGUGUUUUAUACAUUAGUGAGUUAUUUAAGAUUUUAGAAUAUCUGAUGAUACAAUCUUAACAUAACAGAAACACGUGUUCCGAAACGGUACCGGCUUGGUAGUAUUGUUUACGUUUUGGCGGAUUUUACACACUCUCCUCGCGACGUGAUGGAGAUGCGACUACUUUGCCUGAUGGCUUUGUCCUGCUUACUUCUCGCUAAUGGUGACGCACAGGACACGUGCACAAAUGUUGACGAUACACUGGAGGACUUUAAAGUGAAGACUUACUUUUGGGAAAAUGCCACAGGAUUUAACAAUGACAUGACAUGUUCGUGGACUAUGAGAGCUGUCAAUCAGGGAAACAAAAUUGCAUACCAGCUGACCGAUAUCAAUCUUGGUGUCGAUGACCACAUCAAUGUCUAUGCAGGAACGUCCACGGGUGACCAAAACGUACUGACUAAUCGCACCGGAACUAGCUUAUCGUUGACUAUUAUUGGCGUGGAUUCACCAGCUGUCCACGUGGUCCUUCAAACAGGAAAUGUUAUGCAGGCGACUCGUCAGAGUGUGAAUGCGUAUUUCAUGGCAGGAUCUGACCACUCUGGAGCAGUAUCUUGUGUUAAUCAGACGCUCGUUGCCGGGGCUGAACCACAAUUCCUCACGACUCCCGCAUUUCCUAUGGCGUAUCCAGUAUCUAAGAAAUGCAGUUGGAUUAUCACCUCACCAGAAUCUGCUACAUUAGAACUGACGUUUCACAUGAUUGAUAUAGAGGCGGGCGACUCGGCGGCCACGUGCAAUUAUGACGGCCUUGUUGUGUACCUACCCGGACAAAAAGACACUCCGGAGUUACUGGUUUGUAGACGGAACGUGUGGGUUCCCGAGACGCACGCUAUAGCCAGUAACCAGGUCCAGCUUGACUUCUCCGCGGACGAUUCUGACAGUUACGGGGGAUUCGUGUUAUCUUAUAAAGCGAUUCUUCCCCCAACAACAACGACUACACCUCAAACAAGUACAGAGGGUACAACUGAUUCGUCUGGAUGUAAUACUGAGCAGACGACAUCCGAAGACGAACCAGGAAGCAGUGAUUCUACAUCUAGCGAUAGUGAAAAUGAAGGCUGUGAGCUGGUUUCGUGUGUCAUUCCUAUUGUGGUUGUCAUUGUCUUACUUUUCGUCGCCGUUGUCGUCGCUGUCGUCUUGGUCAGGAAACGACAGAAGGGUUCGAGUAAGAAGUACACCCCCGCUGCUGGUACCGAACCUGGUGAAAUGAAGAAAAUGUCGCCAGACGCUGAGGAUGUAUAAACGUGUAUACUCCCUGUACUGCUGAAAUGUGGCUCAUAUCAUAGGACAAAGAAA